GCCUCGGCGUUGUAUCCUCAGCUCAUGCCCCGAAAGCAGGUCCUAACUCCGGGUCCGACAGACGUGUAGCUCGGUCCGCUUCAACACCUCCCGCAGCCAGGCCGCCCGUGACGCGAUACGCCUGCGCCGCCGCGCUGCCCCGUGACGUCACGACGCCCGCGCCGCCGCCGUCGCCUCCGCUGUCGCACGAGGCUUGCCCUAGUAACCUGGGCAAUAGCUGUGGAUAUUCACAGGAAUUGUCUUCAGUCAUGGCUUUGGGAUUAAAGUGCUUCCGCUUGAUGCAUCCUGCCUUUUGCAAUUACCUUGCAGCCUUGACCAGACCUGUUUCAAAUAUUACACUGAAGACAGUGAGUGGAAGACAACAUGACCAUAAGCAACACAUGGCCUAUUCAGCUGUACCAGUUCGCCACUUUGCAACCAAGAAAGCCAAAGCUAAAGGAAAAGGACUGUCCCAAACCAGAGUGAAUAUUAACAUAACCUUGGUUGAGGAUAUAAUAAACUUGGAAGAGGUGGAUGAAGAAAUGAAAUCUGUGAUAGAAGCACUUAAGGAUAAUUUCAAUAAGACUCUCAAUAUAAGGACCUCACCAGGAUCCCUUGAUCAUAUUACUGUGGUAACUACUGAUGGGAAGCUUGCUUUAAACCAGAUCAGCCAGAUCUCCAUGAAGUCGCCACAGUUGAUUUUGGUGAAUAUGGCCAGCUUCCCAGAGUGUACAGCUGCAGCUAUCAAGGCUAUAAGAGAAAGUGGAAUGAAUCUGAACCCAGAAGUGGAAGGGACACUAAUUCGGGUACCUAUUCCCAUAGUAACCAGGGAGCACAGGGAAAUGCUGGUGAAACUGGCCAAACAGAACACCAACAAGGCCAAGGACUCUUUACGGAGGGUUCGCACCAAUGCGAUGAAUAAGCUGAAGAAAUCAAAAGACAAGACUUCGGAAGAUACCAUUAGGCUCAUAGAGAAGCAGAUCAGCCAAAUGGCCGAUGACACAGUUGCAGAGCUAGACAAGCAUCUGGCAGUGAAGACCAAAGAACUCCUUGGAUGAAAGUCUGUCAGAGCCCAACCACACAACAGCCAGUUUCUGGUGGAUCCCAUGGGGGCAAAUUGGCACUUCCCCCCCCCCCCACCCCGUCUCCAUCCACGUGGAAGUCUGUCACUGUGCUGUCAGUGCAGGGAAGGCUAUGCCUUCCAGUGGGAUACUCAGAUCUGCUCAUUCUCUUCCAUCUUCCCCCUGCUCACCCCAUUCUACUCUGAGCCUUCUGGCCUGAUUAGCCCUCAGAGAACAUCUACUGCUGGCAGAGCGUCUUUACUUGGGCAUUUGCCUUGACCACGAUGUCUCCAAGGGAUGGGGAUCAUUAGCAGGCUUUGAACUGCCUGCUCCUCAUCUCAGGAGCCUCCUUUUUCAAACAGUAAAUCAAGCCCUGUUCCUAAUUUUAAACUCUGUUCAGACUGAUGUGGGCCUUCCACUGUGACUGAACCCCUUUGCUAGAGGCCCAUUUCCACUAAAUGAAAAAAUUAUAAAAAAUCGGAAAGAAUAACAGUUACAAAGGAAAGGACAUAGUUGGUUGGGGUGGAUGAUCUCUAAGUACCUAUAUUUAAAGCAACCAAGAACAGCUUUUGCCUCUGGAUCAACUUCAUGCAUGCUCCAUUCUCUGCCUGGAUCAUUUUUCUACUCCUCAUCAACAGGCCAGGCCUGUUUACUUUUCUUAUCAUGUCAUCUGGGAAUCCUUCCUUUACCCCCUAACCUAAAACCCUCACUGUUGGCUCUCAGUUCAAUCUAAUGCUUUUAUUUGUACCCAAACUAUGAUUAUUAUUAUUUUGCCAGUUAGUCUGUGACUUGGCAUAAUACCCGGAACAUAGAAGGCAUUCAUAUUUUCGCAUUGUGAAUAAGUUGCACAUAGUAGCUACCUAAUAAAUGCUGUUUUUUUCUGUGA
Urocitellus parryii (Arctic ground squirrel) is the source of this 1926-nucleotide messenger RNA. RefSeq names its product mitochondrial ribosome recycling factor (gene Mrrf). Gene Ontology annotation, cellular component: mitochondrion. Lineage: Eukaryota; Metazoa; Chordata; Mammalia; Rodentia; Sciuridae. The record is from RefSeq and is a predicted model, not a curated record. Gene Ontology annotation, biological process: translation. Gene Ontology annotation, molecular function: ribosomal large subunit binding.